ACUUUCUUUUUGUUUUUUUGGCUGCCAAUCAAAAAAAAAAACUGAAAAAAGAACUUUUUCCAGCCUGACAUAUAUACAAUCAAUAAAUUAAUCGAUUGGGAACCACCAAAGAAUUCUUUGAUGCCACAAUUAUUACCACACACACCAUCAUUUGAUCGGUUGUUUAUACGACGAUGAUCAAUUUCGGUCUGGUUGGUUGGUUUGAUGUAUGGCAAUUGGCUGGCUAUAUCAAUGGUGUAUUCAUUUCAUUCGAUUCAUUGAUGAUUCGAAUGUUUUCUAUGAUUGGUUAGCGAAAAUGCAAUCAUCAUCAUUCAGGAUUUGGUCAAUUGUCAUCAUCUGUUGCUGGUGGUGGUCAUUGAUUGGAUGGCCCAUACAAAUUUGCCAAUGUUCAUCAGAUAUAUUGAAAAUUAGUGAAAUGGUACGGCAAAUGGUAAACAAACGACAUUAUAAUAAAGAUAUUCGACCAGAUUAUGGUAGUGGUGGACCAUUAAUUGUUAAUGUUACUAUCGCUAUACAUGAUAUUUAUGAUAUAUCGGAUGUAAAUAUGGAUUUCACUAUCGAUCUUCAUUUUCGUCAAUAUUGGCGUGAUUCAAGACUUAUGUUCGAACCGAUCUCAAAUAUAACUCGUUUGUUUAUGGGUGGUGAUUUUUAUGAAUUAAUCUGGCUUCCUGAUACAUUCUUUUUAAAUGGAAAAUCCUUGCAGACUCAUCAAUCAACAGCAUCCACGAGAUCCAAUACAUUGAUUGAAUUGUCUCAUAAUGGAUCAAUAUUGUAUAGUACACGUAUGACCGUUGUGGCCAGUUGUCCAAUGGAUCUUUCUUAUUUUCCGGCUGAUCGACAACGUUGUCAGCUGAAUUUUGGUAGCUAUGGCUACACUAUCGACGAUAUUAUUUAUAAAUGGACACCGGGUAAAAUUUUACUUGAAGAUCGCAAUUUGGCCACUUUUACUGUUUCUGGACUGAAUAAUAGUCACCAGAUUCGUCAUAAUGAUGUUGGAUCAUUUAGUCAUCUGAUUCUCUAUAUCGAUAUUGAAAGAUCCACUGGUUAUUAUUUGUAUCAAACAUUUAUACCGGCAUUUCUUAUCGUUCUCAUUUCAUGGAUACCAUUCUGGUUGGGUCAUGAUGAUCACGUCGAACGUGUUGCUAUUGGUGUGACAACGGUGUUGACAAUUACUACUUUGAUAACAAGCACGAUGGAAUCGUUGCCGAAAAUUUCUUACGUAAAAGCAUUAGAUAUUUAUCUUUUUGUUUGUUUCAUCAUGGUAUUCAUAUCACUAAUUGAAUAUGCUAUUGUCGGUUAUUAUGAACAUUCACGUCGUAUACGUUUUAUACAUCAAUGUUUAUGUUUGAAACCUAUUGCUACUGGUCAACAGCCAACGAAUGAACCGAAUCACCAUCAGCAGCAUAAUAAUAUUCUGGAAUCACGAUUAUUUAUGGAUCAAACAUCAUCGAUUGAUUAUUAUUCACGUUGGUUAUUUCCAAUCAUUUUUGCAUUGUUCAAUGCAAUUUAUAUAUGGUUUAUAUUUAGUGUUAAAGAAUUUUAUCAUCAUGAUAUUUAAAUUAUCAAUAAAUUUCAAAAAUUUGACAUUUUA
Molecule: messenger RNA, 1591 nt
Organism: Dermatophagoides farinae (American house dust mite)
Lineage: Eukaryota; Metazoa; Arthropoda; Arachnida; Sarcoptiformes; Pyroglyphidae
Product: gamma-aminobutyric acid receptor subunit beta
Biological process (GO): monoatomic ion transmembrane transport
Cellular component (GO): membrane
Molecular function (GO): extracellular ligand-gated monoatomic ion channel activity; transmembrane signaling receptor activity
Source: RefSeq, a predicted model, not a curated record